AUGAGUGCCUUGAUCGAGCCCGAAAAUGACGCCGGCCCUGCAAAAGAUGUUGCAGAGGUCACGGUAUUGGAUGCACCCGCCUCAGAUAGCGCUGAGGACAGGGCUGCUUUUUUCCGUUCUUUUACCCCGGAAGAACACAAACGAGCCGUGUGGAAAGUCGACAUCCGUAUAUUGUGGCUGUCAGGUUGCAUGAUGGUGAUCAAGAAUCUCGGUUCUGCCAAUGCUGCAAACGCAAGGGUAAUGCAAUCUAAACAGCCGACAAAUAUUCAGGUUCAGUUGGGCAUGUCCGACUUUGACUAUAACUGGGUUUCGUCUAUUUUUUAUAUUGCUCUCAUCAUCUGCGAAAUCCCUAGCAAUCUGAUGCUCAAGUACUGGAAGCCCCGCAACUGGCUAUCUCGAAUCAUGGCCACUUGGGGCAUCGUUGUUGCGUGCCACGCAGCUAUGAGUAACAAGGAGGGCUACUAUGUCUUGCGAUUUGUCCUGGGAGCGAUGGAGGCUGGGUUAUUCCCUGGAAUCAUCACACAUUUCUCUUCCUGGUACCGUAACGACGAGUUGGAGAAACCCAUCAUGUGGAUGUUAUCUAUUAAUCAAGUAUCUGGCAUUGCUAGUUCCAUGUAUGCUUACGGAGUCUCAUACAUGGACGGAAUGCAAGGCCUGAGCGCAUGGCAGUGGCUUUUUAUCCUUGAAGGAAUCACGACAGUCCUUUUCGCUGGCGUCGUUUUUCUUGUUCUGCCCGAUUAUCCAGGAUCUGCCCGUUCUAGAAAGUGGCUCACCCCGAGAGAGCAGACCUACCUUGAGCUGCGACUUAUGGACACGGCUCCCAAAGAGGAUGAUCCCACCUUCAAUACAGGCGAGGUUUUCGAUGCACUCCGUGAUCCUCGCACCUAUCUAUUCUCUGUUGCACACUUCUGCCUUAAUCUGGCGCAAUAUGCUCUGAGUUGGCAGCUCCCUACAAUCACUACCUCUCUUGGCUUUGUCGCUCUUCCGAAGAAUCAGCUGCUCAACAUCCCUCCUUGUCUAACCGGAAUCAUACUUACCAUCAUUGUGUCCUACCUGAUUAAACAAGCCUACAUGCCUAGACCGGCAUAUGUCAUCAUCAUCAUAACAACGUUGAUUGUAUUCUUCGGCAUAUUGGCCGCACCCCUCAGUAAUGGCGGCAUCUAUGCUGCCUGCAUCAUUGCCACCGGCUUUACAGCCGUUUUCACGGUCCCCUUCUUUGCUUGGCGAGCAUCAUCGUUGAAGGGAUCCACGGGCACAGCAUUCACCACGGCUUUCCAGCUUACCUUCAGUCAGGCGGGAGGAGUCAUUGCCCCGCAGCUCUUCCAGGCAAAGUACUCAGCCGACCACUACCGAGUCCCCUUCUCGAUUUGUACCGCGUUCCUGGUACUUUCACUGCUGCUGUUCUUUUGGUGCUGGUGGACGACCCGUCAGCUCGAGUCUGAAAUAAACCGGGUCCGCCGCCUCAGGAUCAAAGCAGCUAGAGAGGGCAGGAUUUAUGAUGGUGUGGACGCGCAGGUUGAAGAUAUCAGGACUGCCCACAACGGCCGUUUGAAGAAUGACUCGGGUCCAUCUGUUGUCUCUACUGUCUGA
Molecule: messenger RNA, 1590 nt
Organism: Clonostachys byssicola
Lineage: Eukaryota; Fungi; Ascomycota; Sordariomycetes; Hypocreales; Bionectriaceae
Source: the annotation of a GenBank genome assembly